AUGAACGUCAAGGUGUUGGGCGCCGGCGGCGAGGCGACGACGGUGGUGCUGGCGCACGGCUACGGCGGCAGCAAUCACAUCUGGGACGACGUCGCCCCGGCGUUGGCGAAGACGUUCCGGGUCGUGGUCUUCGACUGGAGCUUCUCCGGCGACGUCGUCGUGGACGACGACGCCGACGUCGACGAGGGAACGAUCUGCUCGUACUUCGGCUUCGCCGAUGAGCUGGUGGCGAUGAUGGACGAGCUGGAGCUGAGGGAGGUGGCGUUCGUGGGCCACUCCAUGGCCGGCAUGAUCGGCUGCAUUGCGUCGGUGGCGCGGCCGGAGCUGUUCAGCCGCCUCGUGCUCGUCGGAGCGUCUCCUAGGUACAUCAACGACGACGACGACGGCGGCUACGUGGGCGGCUUCGAGCGCGCCGAGGUGGACGCCACGCUCGCCGCCAUCGAGGCGGACUUCGCGGGGUGGGCGCCGCUGUUCGCCGAGGCCGUCGUCGGGCCGGACGCCCACCCGGCGGCCGUCGCCACGUUCGCCAGGCAGCUGGGCCGGAUGCGCCCGGCCGCCGCGCUCCGCGUCAUGCGCGCCGUGCUCACCUGCGACGUCCGCGGCGUGCUCGGGGACGUCGCGGCGCCAUGCACCAUCGUGCACUGCGCGCGCGACGCCGUCGCGCCGCUCCCCGUCGCGCUGUACAUGCAGCGCGCCAUGGCCGGCGGCGGCGGCGGCGGGGCGGCGCCGACGGUGGUGGUGAUGGAGUCGUCCGGCCACUUCCCGCAGCUCACGGCGCCCAUGGAGUUCGUCCGGGUGGUGGAGGCCGUCGUGCUCGACCACUGA
This is a messenger RNA of Oryza brachyantha (malo sina), 825 nucleotides long. RefSeq names its product strigolactone esterase D14-like. The record is from RefSeq and is a predicted model, not a curated record. NCBI's taxonomy places the organism in Eukaryota, Viridiplantae, Streptophyta, Magnoliopsida, Poales, Poaceae. The coding region runs from base 1 to 825 and encodes 274 amino acids. The transcript has a single exon.